AUGUCUGAUUCCAACACAACCAAGUUCACCAACCCCUCUACCUUCAUCCUGAUGGGUAUUCCUGGCUUGGAAGCAGCCUAUGUCUGGCUCUCCAUCCCCUACUCUAUCUUGUAUGCCAUCGUUCUCUUGGGGAACUUCACCAUCCUCUUCAUUGUGAAGGUUGAACCAAGCCUCCAUGAGCCCAUGUACUAUUUCCUCUGCAUGCUGGCUGUCACCGACCUGGUCUUGUCUACGUCCACUCUGCCCAAAUUGUUGAGCAUCUUCUGGUUCAAUGCCCGGGAGAUCAGUUUCAAUGCCUGCCUUGCCCAGUUGUACUUCCUUCACUUCUUUGCAGUGAUGGAGUCUGGGAUCUUCAUGGCCAUGGCGUUUGAUCGCUACGUGGCCAUCUGCCAUCCCCUGAGACAUUCCACCAUCCUGAGAAACUCUGUAGUAGUCAAGAUUGGUCUGGCCGUGGUUCUGCGAGGCAGCAUUAUUGUACUGCCCUAUCCUUUCCUGGUGAGGAGGUGGCAAUACUGCAGAACCAACAUCAUCCCCCACACGCACUGUUCACAUAUCCAGCUAGUGAACCAGGCCUGCGGUGACAUCAGCAUCAGCAGUAACUACGGCCUCUUCGUGCUAUUCUGUGGGAAAUGUCUGGACAUGGUUCUUAUCGCCAUGUCCUAUUUCGAGAUCCUCAGGGCCAUCUUCAAGCUUCCCACCAAGGACGCCCGGCUCAAGACUUUUGGGACCUGUGGCUCCCACCUCUGCGCCAUCUUAUCCUUUUACAUCCCUAGUUUCUUCUCCUCCUUCACACAGCGGUUUGGCCAGAAACUACCCCUGCAUUUCCAUGUUCUCAUUGUUGACAUGUACCUAAUGAUACCCCCCAUGCUCAACCCCAUCAUCUACGGAGUGAGGACCAAACAGAUCCAGCAGAGGCUGCUCCGGCUCUUUGUUUGUGGAAGCAAGAUCUGA
Molecule: messenger RNA, 951 nt
Organism: Pelodiscus sinensis (Chinese soft-shelled turtle)
Lineage: Eukaryota; Metazoa; Chordata; Testudines; Trionychidae
Source: RefSeq, a predicted model, not a curated record